This is a messenger RNA of Brenthis ino (lesser marbled fritillary), 546 nucleotides long. Lineage: Eukaryota; Metazoa; Arthropoda; Insecta; Lepidoptera; Nymphalidae. The record is from the annotation of a GenBank genome assembly.
AUGGUAGAAGCUGUAGUUGACAGUAAGAGGGAAGAAUGUGUACAGACAGAGGAAACACCUGAUAUAUCUGAAAAUGACCUAACAGCAGUCAGUAACACUACUGAUCCUACUUAUGUAUACGAUGGAUCCAGUACUAGCGCAAGUGAAGAAGAUUACUUUAAUGCACAUUCAGAAGAAGAUAAUGAUAUUACUGAACAAAAAAUACCAAUAUUACCAGCAAAACGUGAAAGAAGACAACCUGAUAGAUACGGUUACAGUAACUUGUGUGCGGUGGAUGAUCCAGAAAUCUAUGGAGAAAUUACUUAUGAUGAUGCUGUGAAUGGACCAGAAAAUGAAAAAUGGAAGGAAGCAAUGGACGAAGAAUUAAAAGCUUUCGAUGAAAACAAUGCAUGGGAGUUUGUGGAUGCAAAAGAGGCAGAUAGAUUAGUAAAAUCGUGGCUUAAGUAUUGCAGCGUCUUAGAAGAUUAUAGUGGACGGACCGAGGGACGGACGGCGGCUCGCGUGAGGGCGCUUAUCUUGUUACCCGCCUGUCGCUGUCACGCCAUG